Messenger RNA from Oreochromis aureus, 1558 nucleotides. RefSeq names its product deleted in malignant brain tumors 1 protein-like. The transcript has 5 exons. Gene Ontology annotation, cellular component: membrane. The record is from RefSeq and is a predicted model, not a curated record. Lineage: Eukaryota; Metazoa; Chordata; Actinopteri; Cichliformes; Cichlidae.
UGGAUUUGGAUCAAACACAUGUGAACAUGGUCAGGAUGCUGCUGUCAUCUGUUCAGAUCUGAUCAGAUUGGCUGGGUCUGGAUCAACUCGAUGUUCUGGAAGAGUUGAAAUCUUUCACAAUAACAUCUGGGGAACAGUCUCUGAUGAUGGCUGGGACUUAAAUGAUGCUGAGGUGGUUUGCAGACAGUUAAAAUGUGGGACGGCACUAGGGAAUCUCCAAUUUGGUCACUUUGGUGCAGCAACUGGACAGAUUUGGCUCAGGGAUGUGACGUGUUCAGGAAAUGAAGGUUCUCUAACUGAAUGUCAACACUCAGGAUGGGGAAACAACUACAAUAGACAUUAUGAUGAUGUUGGUGUCAUCUGUUCAGGUAUGAUCAGAUUAGCUGGAUCAACUCGAUGUUCUGGCAGGAUUGAAGUUUAUCACAAUAACAGCUGGGGAACAGUCUGUGAUGAUGGCUGGGACUUAAAUGAUGCUGAGGUGGUUUGCAGAGAGUUCAACUGUGGGUCGGCACUGAAAGUUCCUACAUCAGCUCACUUUGGUGCAGGAACUGGAAAGAUUUGGCUUGAUCAUGUGACCUGUUCAGGAAAUGAAAGUUCUCUAACUGAGUGUCAACACAGUGGAUUUGGAUCAAACACAUGUGAACGUGGUCAGGAUGCUGCUGUCAUCUGUUCAGCUGUGUCCGUCAUUUUAACUGGAUCUGGAUCGACUCGAUGUUCUGGCAGAGUUGAAGUUUAUCACAAUAACAGCUGGGGAACAGUCUGUGAUGAUGGCUGGGGCUUAAAUGAUGCUGAGGUGGUUUGCAGACAGUUAAACUGUGGGUCGGCACUAGAGGCUCCUCGAUCAGCUCACUUUGGUGCAGGAACUGGACAGAUUUGGCUUGAUCAUGUGACCUGUUCAGGAAAUGAAAGUUCUCUAACUGAGUGUCAACACAGUGGAUUUGGUUCAAACACAUGUGAACAUGGUCAGGAUGCUGCUGUCAUCUGUUCAGGUGACAAAACUGUUAGAUAGAGAUGAUAUUGCAAAUUAGUCUGUUAUCUGAUCAGAUUGGCUGGGUCUGGAUCAACUCGAUGUUCUGGAAGAGUUGAAAUCUUUCACAAUAACAUCUGGGGAACAGUCUCUGAUUACAACUGGAACUUAAAUGAUGCUGAGGUGGUUUGCAGACAGUUAAAAUGUGGGUCGACACUAGAGAAUCCCCAAUUUGGUCACUUUGGUGCAGGAACUGGACAGAUUUGGCUCAGUGCUGUGACGUGUUCAGGAAAUGAAAGUUCUCUAACUGAAUGUCAACACUCAGGAUGGGGAAACAACUACAAUAGACAUUAUUUUGAUGUUGGUGUCAUCUGUUCAGGUGACAAACUGUAGAUAUGGAGCAAAGUGAAUGUCAAUGUGUUUUUCUGUGUUAUUGCUCCUUUACUUUCUUUAACGGAUAUAUAAUAAAAUAUAUUUUCUGUUAUGUCUUUUGCCUAAAAGGUAUGAUCAGAUUAGCUGGAUCAACUCGAUGUUCAGGCAGGGUUGAAGUUCAUCACAAUAACAGCUGGGGAACAGUCUGUGAUGAUGGCU